This is a messenger RNA of Larimichthys crocea (large yellow croaker), 3271 nucleotides long. RefSeq names its product uridine-cytidine kinase 1-like 1b (gene uckl1b). Gene Ontology annotation, molecular function: ATP binding; kinase activity. The coding region runs from base 23 to 1690 and encodes 555 amino acids. The record is from RefSeq and is a predicted model, not a curated record. The transcript is spliced from 15 exons. Lineage: Eukaryota; Metazoa; Chordata; Actinopteri; Sciaenidae.
GUACGAUACGCCUACAAGCCCCAUGAUGCCUCAGCGCCAAGUGUGCUCUCGACACCUGAUUGUCAACAGAAUAGCAAUGUCUGCCGUUAGCAGGGAAGAAAGGCUCGCAAAGAUGGAGAACGAAGAGAAAACUUCUUCUGUAUCUAACAGUGGAGGUGGUGAAGGAUCACUGGACCGGCUUCUGCCCUCGGUAAGCACAGGCCUUUCACCCAGGAAAAGGACCACUAGUCAGUGCAAGUCUGAGCCUCCUCUCCUACGUACCUCCAAACGAACCAUCUACACCGCUGGCCGUCCCCCUUGGUACAACGAACAUGGAACACAGUCCAAAGACGCCUUCGUCAUUGGUCUGUGUGGCGGCAGCGCUUCAGGAAAGACAACCGUAGCCAGGAAAAUAAUUGAAGCUCUAGAUGUUCCCUGGGUCGUACUACUGUCAAUGGACUCUUUUUACAAGGUCCUGUCCCCUGAACAGCAGACAUUGGCUGCUAGUAACGACUACAACUUUGACCACCCUGAUGCCUUUGACUUUGAUUUGCUGACACACACUGUGCGCAAACUCAAACAGGGCAAGAGUGUGAAAAUCCCUGUGUAUGACUUCACAACUCAUGGGAGGCAGAAGGAGUGGAAAACAGUAUAUGGAGCCAGUGUUAUCAUCUUUGAGGGAAUCAUGUCCUUCGCAGAUAAAAAGCUGUUGCAGUUGCUGGACAUGAAGAUUUUUGUGGACACGGAUUCUGACAUAAGGCUGGUGCGUCGGCUGAGGAGAGAUAUUACAGAAAGAGGAAGGGACAUUGAAGGCGUCAUCAAGCAGUACAACAAGUUUGUCAAGCCAGCUUUUGAGCAGUACAUUGAACCCACCAUGCGCCUGGCUGAUAUCGUGGUGCCACGUGGUGGUGGCAACAUGGUUGCCAUCGACUUGAUCGUGCAGCAUGUCCACAGUCAGCUGGAGGAGAGGAAACUUCGCUGGGAUAUGGCAGCCCUGGCUUCUGCACACCAGGCCCAACCCCUCCCCCAGACGCUCAGUGUUCUGGAGAGCACACCCCAGGUCAGGGGCAUGCACACCAUCAUCAGAAACAAGGAAACCAGCCGAGACGAGUUCAUCUUCUACUCGAAGAGGUUGAUGCGUCUGUUGAUCGAGCGAGCGCUCUCGUUCCUCCCCUCACAGGUCCACAUAGUCCAGACCCCCCAGGGAGAGGAUUAUGAAGGCAAGACUUUCCACGGGAAGAGGAUCACAGGUGUGUCCAUCCUGCGAGCCGGGGAGACUAUGGAGCCUGCUCUGAGGGCUGUCUGCAAGGACGUCCGCAUUGGCAAGAUCCUCAUUCAGACCAACCAGGACACAGGAGAACCAGAGCUUCAUUACUUGCGUCUACCAAAAGACAUCGGUGAAGAUCAUGUGAUUUUGAUGGACUGCACAGUGUCCACUGGAGCAGCUGCUAUGAUGGCUGUACGAGUCUUACUGGACCAUGAUGUUCAGGAGGACAAGAUCCUGCUGGUGUCUUUGCUAAUGGCAGAAAUGGGAGUCCAUUCAGUGGCCUACGCGUUCCCACAGGUCAAAAUCAUCACCACAGCCGUCGACAAGAAGGUCAACGAUCUCUUUCACAUCAUACCCGGCAUAGGAAACUUUGGAGAUCGAUACUUCGGAACAGACGCACCCCCUGACUGGAGCGAUGACGAGAUAGAUGAGCCCAGUUACUAAUUAAAUUAUUAGUAGUGCGCUAACUUAUUGGGUGAUUCAGGGCUGUGCCCCUCGGAGGACAAUAUGAGGACAUUAUUCGCCUCCAUUGGGGCUUAACGUGCAUCCUCCAAGGGCCAACAAGGUGCCCUUCAAAAUAAAAUGAAAACAGAACAAAACAUUGCAAAUGUACAGUCAUCUAGAUGAACUUUUAAUUUAUAUUAUUUUAUCUAAUGUAAAUGCUGUUGUGAUAUGUUGUGUUAUGAAGUCUGAAAUAUUUUUUAUAUGUACAAUAUGUUAUUACUGUAAUCCAAAUAUUUUAUUUUAGCGUUUAAAUUCUGACAAUCUCUGUAAUGAAAUUUGCAGGCAUGUUGUUUUGAAUACAUAUAUUUCGCCUUAAUCCGCGAACUGUGGACGACACAACUGAAUGUGAAUGUGAAAGAAAAAAAAUAUGAAGCUUUUAAGGUUAUUUUUUACCACAUACCUUCCUCACAACUUUCACAAAAAGUUAAACCAGAACAUGAACUCGAGUUGCUCAACUUCUAUCGCCAUGAGCACUUUCUGAAGGACCAUUCAGUCGGAAAAUGUGUAGGUGUAUCUGACUUUCUUUUUUUUUUUCUUUCUUUUUUUUCUUUUUUUUGACCUAACGGGUGUCGAAAACCGUUUUUCAUUAUACAGCUAGAAGUAUGCACUUGUGGUGUAUAUUUAUGCAGCACGUCCUGCAUUUACAUAUUUGGAUAUGGAUAGACCUACCCAGUCAGCGGGCAAGUCAUACAUCUUUUUACCGCCAUGAAAAUGGGUCAUCUGCAUUUAACAAACACAGAUUAAGUGUUUAUUUCAGUCUCGUGCAACCUGAUUUAUGUCUCUGUUUUACAUGCGGUGGAUGGGAUUGUUUUUUGUUGUUUUUUUUGUUUUUUGUUUUUUUUAAAGGUCUGUUGAAUUGUAGAUGCAUAUGAACUUAAAACCUUUACGAAAGGUUCACAAAGUGCUGUCAGUGCCUGAUCUUUUUACUUGGUAUUGAUAUGAAAUAAGAUCUGGUGCCUAUUUAAUAUUGCCUUGUUCUUUUGAAAGGAUAUGUUGACAGUUUGCCAGAUGUCCAGGUCGCACUCCACAAUCUUUAUCCAUAUGGUUACUUGAACAAAUGCAAUGAGGCAUCAGGAGUGUUAGCAGCAUAUGACGUUCAUUUUAUUAUGCCUUCUCUUGGGUUACAGUAGUAUCCUGUUCUCUUUAAGUUCACAAUUUGUCAGACUUAGUUAUUUAUUUUGACAUUUCUACAAAAUAAAGGGAAAAAAAAAACAUGAAAUGAGACGAGACGUGAUGAAAAUGUAACUGCAGGCUUGUAGUCACAUGAGCACUGUUGCUGCUGUUGACUAACCAUUACUUUUCCAAUCAGUCACCUGCCACUGUACAGUAUGUGCUUACUGCUGAAUACAAAUGUUCGUCAUUCUGUACUGAAAAUCCAUUGACUGUGUUUGCAGCCUUAGUGUUUGACUUUGUGCUGUUUUUGUGUUUACCACUUCUGCUGCAUGAGUUUUUAUACAUUUAUAUGUAUAUAUAAAAAAUAUUUAAUAAAAGUGCAAUAGAGGUUUUAGAUUGCUCACAGUG